AUGGGUACUACUAUAAGUAAAAGAAAAAGUAAUUCAGAUAAAAACUCAAAAAAUAAGUCUUCUGAGAAAAAAAAACAAAAAAAAAAGGAAGAAAAUGAUUCAAACAUAGAAUUUAUAAAAAAAUAUAAAAUAAUUAAUAAAAUUGGAGAUGGUAAUUUUUCAAAAGUGUUCUGUUGUAGAGGAGAUAAUAAAAAAAAAUGUGCAAUGAAACUAAUGUGUUGCCCUUUAAAGAAAACAGCUCAUUAUAACUGCUUUAAAAGGGAAUUAUUUAUAAUGAAAACAUUAAAUAAUAAAUAUCCGUAUAUAGUUAAAAUACUUGAUUAUCAUGAAAAAAUAUGGAAAAAAUAUUAUAUAGUUAAAUUAAUAUUAGAAUAUUGUGAGGGAGGUAGUUUAUUUGAAUUUAUAAAAAUUAAUGGAAGUUGUGCUCAUUCAGAUGCAAGAAUUAUAAUUAUUAAAUUAACAAAAGCAAUACAAUAUAUUAAUUCAUUAAAGAUUAUGCAUAGAGAUAUUAAGCCAGAAAACAUUUUGUUAAGAACAAAAGACAAUGUAAAAAGUGUAGUAUUAUCAGAUUUUGGUUUAGCAAAAAUAACUCCAUCAAAUCAAACUGUUGUAAAAAGUAGAUCUGUUUGUGGUAGUGAUUUUUAUUUAGCUCCAGAAAUAAUAAAAAAUAAAGAAUAUGGAAUAAAAAUUGAUAUAUGGAGUUUAGGUGUUCUAAUUUUUUUUAUAGUAACUGGAAAGGUUCCAUUCACCGGAAGAAAUGCAAAUGAAUUAUAUAACAACAUUCUUAAAGCAAAUAUACCUGAACUAUUGUCAAAAGAAAAAUCCUUGAAUGUACAACCAGGAUUAAAAAAUUUAUUAGAAAAUAUUUUAGUUCAUGAUCCAGAUAAAAGAUUUAGUUGUUCAGAUAUUCUAAAUCAUCGCUGGAUAAGAGGUACACUUUCAAGUUAUGAAUUCAAGAUCUUUAAUUCCUCUUCUUCAUUGAAGAGAUUGAAAUUAGAUAAAAAAAGAAAUAGUUACGAUGAAAAUGAUAAAAAUGACAAAACAAAAGAUAAAACAUGUGAAAAUGAAAAAGAAUCAUUUGCCUUAAUGAAAAAAAAAUACAAUUUUUUUUUAAAAAAAAUAACAAAUUAA
Plasmodium gallinaceum is the source of this 1131-nucleotide messenger RNA. RefSeq names its product serine/threonine protein kinase, putative (gene ATG1). Bases 1 to 1131 code for a protein of 376 amino acids. The record is from RefSeq and is a predicted model, not a curated record. The transcript has 9 exons. Gene Ontology annotation, cellular component: cytoplasm. Gene Ontology annotation, molecular function: ATP binding; protein serine/threonine kinase activity. Gene Ontology annotation, biological process: peptidyl-serine phosphorylation; autophagy. NCBI's taxonomy places the organism in Eukaryota, Apicomplexa, Aconoidasida, Haemosporida, Plasmodiidae.